AUGACGGAAUCUGCACCAGCCCCCGCGUCCGAAAAAUGGCUUUCCGUCGAUAACGAGAAGAAGCGGGUGUGUUAUUUCUUCGAUUCUGAUAUUGGGGGCUUUCAUUAUGGCCCUGGACACCCGAUGAAACCAACUCGAAUACGCAUGUGCCACUCACUGGUCAUGAACUACGGCCUGUACAAGAAAAUGGAGAUCUUUCGCGCCAAGCCAGCAACCAAGCGUGAAAUGACCCAGUUUCACACUGACGAGUACAUCGACUUCUUGGGCCGGAUAACUCCUAGUAAUAUGAACGCAUAUAUCAAGGAGCAGCAUAAAUACAAUGUGGGCGACGACUGUCCCGUCUUCGACGGGAUGUUCGACUACUGUUCGAUAUCUGCUGGUGGUUCAAUGGAGGGAGCAGCGCGACUGAGCCGCGAUAAAUGUGACAUUGCUGUCAAUUGGGCAGGCGGCCUCCAUCACGCGAAGAAAAGCGAAGCUAGCGGUUUUUGCUACGUCAACGAUAUUGUGCUUGGCAUCUUGGAACUACUCAGGUAUCACAGCAGGGUACUUUACAUUGACAUCGAUGUUCAUCAUGGCGACGGAGUGGAAGAAGCAUUCUAUACCACUGACCGUGUGAUGACCUGCUCAUUCCACAAGUAUGGGGAAUUCUUCCCCGGAACCGGUGACAUACGGGAUAUAGGAAUCGGCAAGGGAAAACAUUAUGCGCUGAACUUCCCGUUGCGAGAUGGUAUCACUGAUGAAAGUUACAAGAGCGUAUUCGAACCGGUCAUUCGACAGGUAAUGGAGUCUUACGAUCCUGCCGCGAUCGUGUUGCAAUGCGGUACGGAUUCACUCUCAGGAGACAAACUCGGUUGCUUCAACCUCUCGAUGAGAGGGCACGCCAACUGCGUGAAAUUUGUCAAGUCAUUCAACAAACCACUGCUGCUUCUCGGCGGUGGCGGCUACACCAUGCGCAACGUAAGCCGAGCAUGGGCGUUCGAAACAGGGCUGGCAGCAGGCGUAGAGCUCGGCCCUAAUAUACCGGUCAACGAGUACUACGACUACUUCGGACCUACCUAUGAACUUGACGUGAAACCCUCUAAUAUGGAAGACCUGAAUACGCGAAGGUAUCUUGACCGUGUGAAGGGCAUGGUUUUCGAGAACUUGCGCGCAAUCGGUGGUCCACCGAGCGUCCAAAUGCAAGACAUACCGAGAGUCCCUAUAGACGACCACAUGGACGAUAUACGGGCUGAUGACGACUUGAUUUCACCGGACGAGCGCCGGCCGCAGAGAUUACUCGAUUACCGACGACAACCUGAAGGGGAACUUUCGGACUCAGAUGACGAAGGAGAAGGAGGUAGAAGGGACCGUACUUCUCAUCGCGAAGGCAAUGGAGAAGUCCACGCCCAGCCUGCAGGGCGUCCACCUACUGGGAUCAUGAGGACUGGAUCUACUGGCGGCGCCGGUCCGAGCGCUCAUGGUCAGGGCGUCGUCCUGACGACGUUACCAGCCACGUCAGAAGAGGUUGAGGAGACUAAACCUGAACCUAUGGAGGUCGAUGUGGAAGCUGCGAUCGCCCCCGCGACGUGAACUCGCUGCGCGAUAGCCACGAACCAUUUGAUUGAGGGUUGAUAGAGCCCGGUCGUGUCGAAUCAUAUCGGUCGCUUGUAUGUACCACUCAAAUGCUGAUAUCCAAAA
Messenger RNA from Punctularia strigosozonata HHB-11173 SS5, 1677 nucleotides. Its product is annotated as histone deacetylase complex catalytic component RPD3. The coding region runs from base 1 to 1569 and encodes 522 amino acids. NCBI's taxonomy places the organism in Eukaryota, Fungi, Basidiomycota, Agaricomycetes, Corticiales, Punctulariaceae. Gene Ontology annotation, molecular function: histone deacetylase activity. The transcript is spliced from 13 exons. The record is from RefSeq and is a predicted model, not a curated record.